This is a messenger RNA of Sesamum indicum (sesame), 726 nucleotides long. The record is from RefSeq and is a predicted model, not a curated record. Lineage: Eukaryota; Viridiplantae; Streptophyta; Magnoliopsida; Lamiales; Pedaliaceae.
AUGGCGGAAUGUAUGAAAACUCUUGUGUGUUGUGUUUUUGUUCUUCUCUUAAGCUCUUUUGUUUUCGUGAACGAGGCGUGGCUUCACGAUGAAAAACAUCGUCAUGCUAUACCAAUUAACAUGAUUUCAAAUGAGCUACUCAAUGAAGGGCAAAAGGCAAGUGUCCCAAGUCGUGGUGGAGCUGGGCAUGGUCCUCUUCCGUCGCCUGCUGGGUUGAUCAAGAAUGAAGGGAGAAAGGCAAGUGUCCCAAGUCCUGGAGCUGGGCAUGGUUCUCCUCCAUCGCCUGCUAGGUUGAUCAAGAAUGAAGGGAGAAAGGCAAGUGUCCCAAGUCCUGGAGCUGGGCAUGGUUCUCCUCCAUCGCCUGCUAGGUUGAUCAAGAAUGAAGGGAGAAAGGCAAGUGUCCCAAGUCCUGGAGCUGGGCAUGGUUCUCCUCCAUCGCCUGCUAGGUUGAUCAAGAAUGAAGGGAGAAAGGCAAGUGUCCCAAGUCCUGGAGCUGGGCAUGGUUCUCCUCCAUCGCCUGCUAGGUUGAUCAAGAAUGAAGGGAGAAAGGCAAGUGUCCCAAGUCCUGGAGCUGGGCAUGGAUCUCCUCCUUCGCCUGCUAGGUUGAUCAAGUAUGAAGGGAGAAAGGAAAGUGGUCCAAGUCGUGGUGGAGAUGGGCAUGGUGCUCCUCCAUCGCCUGCUAGGUUGAUCAAGAAAUUUGUCGGAGUCCUGGUCACAAAUGUUUGA